Scaptodrosophila lebanonensis is the source of this 2066-nucleotide messenger RNA. RefSeq names its product homeotic protein bicoid. The transcript is spliced from 4 exons. Gene Ontology annotation, molecular function: DNA-binding transcription factor activity, RNA polymerase II-specific; RNA polymerase II cis-regulatory region sequence-specific DNA binding. The record is from RefSeq and is a predicted model, not a curated record. The coding region runs from base 288 to 1985 and encodes 565 amino acids. Gene Ontology annotation, biological process: regulation of transcription by RNA polymerase II. Gene Ontology annotation, cellular component: nucleus. Lineage: Eukaryota; Metazoa; Arthropoda; Insecta; Diptera; Drosophilidae.
AAAAGGAAAUAUUAUAUAUAAGCUUUAUGCAAAUACAUUUUGCUUAGACAAUUAAUUCGUAAAUCGCCUUUGUUAAGAAGCUAUUACUAUCAAUUAUCACGCGAUAGCCACAACUGCCAUCCCUUAUGGUGAACAAGAAAUAUGCGAAAAAUGUGGAAACAGUAAAUAAUUAAGUUCCCGGCGCGUUUCAAAUGUAACCGGUUACAAAACAAUUCCAAUUGAUCAUUUUGAGUGAAACGCAAAGCAUUACAUAUAAGAAGUUGUGGCAGUGGAAGGAAUUGUGGAAAAUGGCGCAACCGCCGCCGGAUCAGAAUUUUUAUCAUCACACGCUAUCACACGCUCAUCCGCAUCCUCAUGCACACCCGCACCCUCACCCGCACAGCCAUCAACAUCCGCAGCUUCAGUUGCCGCCACAAUUUCGAAAUCCCUUCGAUUUACUGUUUGAUGACCGCACGGGCGCCAUCAACUAUAACUAUAUACGUCCGUAUCUGCCCAAUCAGAUGCCGAAGCCAGAAGAGUUGUCGGACUCGCUGGUGAUGCGACGACCACGUCGCACCCGCACCACCUUCACCAGCUCCCAAAUCGCCGAGCUGGAACAGCACUUUCUGCAAGGACGUUAUUUAACUGCCCCACGCCUGGCCGAUCUGUCUGCCAAAUUGGCUCUGGGCACGGCACAGGUGAAGAUCUGGUUUAAGAAUCGUCGACGCCGCCACAAGAUUCAAUCGGAUCAGCACAAAGAUCAAUCCUACGACAAUAUGCCACUCUCGCCAUCGAUGCCCAGCGCUAUGAAGCCGGCGGAUGCGGACCCACCGAGUCUACAAGCGCUCAGCCUGGGCGGUGGUGGUGGUGGUGGAGCCACGCCAAAUGCAUUAACGCCUUCCCCGACGCCCUCCACGCCAACGGCUCAACACGUGGAACACUACAACGAGCCGUUCAACAACUAUUACAACUACAAUGGCCACCAUGGCGCGCACACACAAGUUAAUGGUCGCCAUGUGCCGCAUGUCCAUACGCAGUAUGCGGCAGCUGCGCCGAACUCUGCCGCUCAAUUCUUUCCUGGCAUGCAGCACACCAAUCCGCACCAGCAACCACCGCCUCAACAACAGCAGCAACAACAACAGCAACAGCAGCUCCUUCAGCAGGCGCCGCCUGCAAUGCACCAACAAGGACAUCAAUUGCAGCAUCAGCAGCACGUGCCACAUAUUCACGUGCCCCAGCCGCUUCAGAUGCAGACACAGCAGCAGCAGCAACAAGCGGCCACUCCAAUGCAGCAACAACAACAGCAGCAGCAGCAGCAACAACAACAACAGCAGCAACAACAAUAUCAUCACUUUGCAAAUCCUUGCCGUUCCUCUUUGAUCAAGGACGAGCCCGAAGCCGACUACAAUUUCAACAGCUCGUAUUACAUGCGCAUGUCCGCAGCAGCGAGCGCGACAACCCUAUCCAGCGUGCCAAUGGCCAUCGAGGCGACCUCUGCCCUCUCGCCUGGCUCCGAAGUCUACGAGCCAUUAACACCCAAAAAUGACGAAAGUCCAAGUCUGUGUGUUGGUGGUGGCGGCGCCGGUGGCAGCACUGGCAGCGGUAGCGUUGGCGGCGCAUGCUCUGCUGUUGGCGGCACCGUCGAUCCCACCGAGGACAUGGACGAUGGAUCGACAAAGAAGACGACGCUACAGAAUUUGGAGCCACUCAAGAGAGAACUGAAAAACGUUGAUACAGACAGCAACAAGGUGGCCUACGAGGGUGGCAACAGCAUCCUUGGCUUGGGUCUGCGCGCAGUUGCCGCUGUGGGUCUUAAUGGCUGCAACGGGGUCUUCAGCAAGUUUGGAAAAGUGCAGACUGCCGCGCCAAGUCAGCCGCCGCCAGCACUGCACGAAUCGAUGCACGAAAGCAAUCAAUACCAAUGUACGAUGGAUACGAUAAUGCAAGCGUAUAAUCCGCAUCGUAAUGCCACAGGCAAUACGCAGUUCGCCUAUUGCUUCAACUAGUCCUAAGCCCACGAUGGUUUACUAACACAGCUCUUUAGGUUUUAAUUUUAAUCGUUGUUUCCUGAUUGUACAAAGACUUAA